AUGUCAGCCGAGAACGACGGCGUGCCAGCGCCUGAUCAGCAGGAGGCACCUGCCAACAGCGAGCACCUGAACAUCAAGGUGACGGACAACAACAAUGAAGUCUUUUUCAAGAUCAAGCGGAGCACGAAGCUUGAGAAGCUCAUGAACGCGUUCUGUGAGCGACAAGGCAAGAGCAUCACCUCCGUCCGCUUUCUCUUCGACGGCACUCGGGUGCAGCCAACAGACACGCCCGACGCGCUCGAGAUGACAGAUGGAGAUACGCUCGAGGUGCAUCAGGAGCAGGUCGGCGGCUGCGCUGCGCUUGCAUAG
This is a messenger RNA of Drechmeria coniospora, 309 nucleotides long. RefSeq lists its product as uncharacterized. The record is from RefSeq and is a predicted model, not a curated record. The transcript has 2 exons. Lineage: Eukaryota; Fungi; Ascomycota; Sordariomycetes; Hypocreales; Ophiocordycipitaceae. The coding region runs from base 1 to 309 and encodes 102 amino acids. Gene Ontology annotation, biological process: protein sumoylation. Gene Ontology annotation, cellular component: nucleus; septin ring. Gene Ontology annotation, molecular function: ubiquitin-like protein ligase binding; protein tag activity.